AUGGUGGGUUUUGAAAGGAGUGGAGCCUUGCAGAAUAGUGAACAGGCUCUGCUGCAUCUAUUUUGUUCCUCAUCCCCUGGCCGCCACCUCUCCAAAGAUCUUAAAANUGGGGUGGAAUGUGAAGGGCUUGAAUCCUUGUGCAUUAAGGAUCAAACACUUAGUAUUGAAAAUGCAGAGAAGAUUGUUGGUUGGGCUAUAAGCCGACAUCUCAUGCAGAAUGCUGAAACUGAUCCUGAUGCAAAGCUUGUGUUGUCUUGUGAGAGCAUCCAGUAUGGAAUUGGCAUCUUACAGUCUAUCCAGAAUGAGUCAAAAAGCCUGAAGAAGUCUCUUAAGGAUAUUGUAACAGAAAAUGAGUUUGAAAAGAGGCUUUUGGCUGAUGUUAUUCCACCUAACGACAUUGGUGUUACUUUUGAGGAUAUUGGAGCUCUUGAAAACGUCAAGGAUACAUUGAAGGAAUUGGUUAUGCUUCCUUUACAGAGGCCUGAGUUAUUUUGCAAAGGGCAAUUAACCAAGCCAUGCAAGGGCAUUCUUUUAUUUGGUCCUCCUGGAACAGGCAAGACAAUGCUUGCAAAGGCAGUUGCUACCGAAGCUGGUGCAAAUUUCAUCAACAUUUCCAUGUCGAGUAUCACAUCUAAGUGGUUUGGUGAGGGCGAAAAAUAUGUGAAAGCUGUUUUUUCCCUGGCAAGUAAAAUUGCUCCUAGCGUGAUAUUUGUUGACGAAGUUGAUAGCAUGUUGGGCAGGAGGGAAAAUCCUGGGGAGCAUGAGGCCAUGCGAAAGAUGAAAAAUGAAUUCAUGGUGAAUUGGGAUGGCUUACGCACGAAGGAUACUGAGAGAGUUCUGGUGCUUGCAGCCACUAAUAGGCCUUUUGACCUAGAUGAAGCUGUCAUAAGGAGGCUGCCUCGGAGGUUAAUGGUAAAUUUGCCAGAUGCUCCAAAUAGAGCAAAAAUAUUGAAAGUCAUACUGGCAAAAGAAGAUUUGUCUUCUGGUCUUGAUUUGAAUGCAAUUGCAAGUAUGACUGAUGGAUAUUCCGGAAGUGACCUUAAGAAUUUGUGUGUAACUGCUGCACAUUGUCCAAUUAAAGAGAUAUUAGAGAAGGAAAAAAAGGAACAGGCUGCUGCUCUGGCAGAAGGUAGACCUGCUCCAGCAAUAAGUGGAAGUGCAGAUAUCCGAUCUUUAAACAUGGAAGAUUUCAAGUAUGCUCAUCAACAGGUGUGUGCAAGCGUUUCCUCUGAAUCCGUAAAUAUGACGGAGCUUCAACAAUGGAAUGAACUAUACGGUGAAGGUGGUUCAAGAGUAAAAAGAACAUUAAGCUAUUUCAUGUGAGAAAACCCUUUGUACAAAUGUUUUUCCUAUUGCUGCCCCUCAUGUUCUAGAAGCCUCCAGUAUUUGUAGUUUUGUGCCGGCCUCAUAACGCUUGCAGGGCUUGAUGCCGAGCCCGUUUCGUUUAUAAGGUGAAAUAUAGGUUUUUCGAGUAUUUUUUUAUCCUAACCUGUGGGAUGGUGGGUUUUGAAAGGAGUGGAGCCUUGCAGAAUAGUGAACAGGCUCUGCUGCAUCUAUUUUGUUCCUCAUCCCCUGGCCGCCACCUCUCCAAAGAUGUGUGUUGAAAAUGUCUCUCCCAAAACAAGAGUCAUAACGACCCCUGUGAAAGCAUUUAUUGCCCCUCCUAAUGGAAAACAAACAAUAAGCAUUUAGAUCAUCCCUGCUUUCUGUCGUAUGUACAUAUGCAUCAUAUCAUAGAAAAUCCCUUAGUUCAAUCUCCUUCGCAAUGCAAAAUUUAUUCAACUUUCAAUACUGGCAAUACUCGGAACAGUUAUUAAUGA
Molecule: messenger RNA, 1820 nt
Organism: Vigna umbellata (rice bean)
Lineage: Eukaryota; Viridiplantae; Streptophyta; Magnoliopsida; Fabales; Fabaceae
Source: RefSeq, a predicted model, not a curated record